AUGCUUCCCAUCGAAGUACUUCACUCCAGAUGCACUGAUCGCCACCAAGGAAUCCUCGGUGUUGAGGACUCCGAGGAAGAAAGGUUCCUGAGCUGGCUCAAUGAGCAGCCUGUGGAGUCCGUGCUCUACGUCUCGUUUGGAAGCUUUUCACUCUUGACUCCGCGGCAAAUUUCCGAGCUUGCUCUCGGGCUGGAGGCCAGUCAGCAGCGUUUCCUCUGGGUGGUGCCCGUAAAGAACAAGUCGAUGGAGGAGCUCGAGGCUCUACUUCCAGAGGGAUUUCUAAAACGCACCGAGGAGCGAGGCCUUGUGCUGCCUGGCUGGGCACCGCAGCAUCUUAUACUCGCCCACUCGUCGCUGGGAGGAUUUAUCAUGCACUGCGGCUGGAACUCGACACUGGAAGCUAUAACUCUAGCUGGAGUGCCGGUGAUCGGGUGGCCUUUCCUUGGAGACCAGGCCCCAAACUGCCGAUAUCUGGUCGAUGGCCUCUGCAUUGGAGUGGAAGUUAUCGGCAAUGAUAAUGGAUUAGUGGAGAGCGACGAGGUGGAACGAGCUGUGAGGGAGAUUAUGGACAGUCCUUGGGUGGAAGGGAUGAAAAGCCGAGUGAAGGAUCUCAAAGCCGCGGCAAGUAGAGCUGUGGCUCAAGGUGGAAGCUCUCAAAAAAACUUUGAUGUAUUUGUUGCAAGAAUUAAGUCACUGGGGGUUUGA
This is a messenger RNA of Selaginella moellendorffii, 705 nucleotides long. Its product is annotated as UDP-glycosyltransferase 88F5. The record is from RefSeq and is a predicted model, not a curated record. Lineage: Eukaryota; Viridiplantae; Streptophyta; Lycopodiopsida; Selaginellales; Selaginellaceae. The transcript has a single exon. The coding region runs from base 1 to 705 and encodes 234 amino acids. Gene Ontology annotation, molecular function: UDP-glycosyltransferase activity.